This is a messenger RNA of Nematostella vectensis (starlet sea anemone), 744 nucleotides long. RefSeq lists its product as uncharacterized. Lineage: Eukaryota; Metazoa; Cnidaria; Anthozoa; Actiniaria; Edwardsiidae. The transcript is spliced from 4 exons. The record is from RefSeq and is a predicted model, not a curated record. Bases 1 to 558 code for a protein of 185 amino acids.
AUGCAAUGCCUUGAAACCGGAAGUCGGCCAUUGCUGGUGGACCAUAAACAAAGCGCCGUCAAAGGGGAGAUAAAAAUUCGCAAGUUGUGCGAAGAUCGCAGACGAAAGUGGUUAGCAAAUAUUGCCAGAAAAGACUUAGACGAUAAAAAGGCUGAAAAUACCAGAGUUUGCAGCAACCAUUUUAUUAGUGGUAAACCUGCUGAUAUUAUGGACACAACAAAUCCCGAUUGGGCUCCAACGGUUAAUUUAGGACACAGCAACGUUGGUGAUGUUUCCAUGGCGGUCAACAGAAAUGCACGCGCGAAAUCAAGGCAAAAAAAGCGCGAAGAAAUCAUAGAGCAAGGAAGAGUUGAUAUGGCCAAUACUUCUCAAGAGAUUGAAAUAACAUCCCAUGACUUUGAAGAUCCGACAAGUAGCAUAAAAAGUACUCCAGAAGAGUUUGAAUUAAAUAAAUCAGCUCAAACUGAACAUACCCCAACAAGAGAUCAGGCAUGUCAAACAGACAUUGGCAUGAGUCAAUUGGAGGAAGAAAAAAAUUUACCUUCAAAGUGUCCUUGAGGAAUUAAGUAAUUUAAGGAAACAUUUGGUGUCUGUCAAACUAACUGAAGAGACAUUCAAAGAAAACUCAGAGAAAACAAAGUUUUACACUGGAUUGCCAAAUUACAACACCUUGAACUGUGUUUAUAAACUUAUCCAUCCUCACAUCAAAAGAAACAGUCAGAAUGCACUUGAUGCAUUUAGUGA